GUUAUCUCCAAUGAUUUUGCGGGAUUUUGGACCUGAUGUUUUUAACGCUCAGAGCUCGGAUAUUGAUGGUUUAACCAGAUUGCAGGUACACCUUUAUAAAGGUAGAUUCACCUCGUAGCUUGUAGUUUAUAUUUUGCUUUGAGUCAGAAACGCAAACGACCAACGUUAGCUAAUUUUGCUAUAGCGGUGGCAGUAAAGACAUAGCUAAUUUAAGGUUAGUUAGACGCAAACUUCAACGUGUGUGACAGUGACAGCCUCCCAUCUGUAAAGUACGUUUAUAAGUCAACAACAGUGUUUUUGCUCUGUCCAAAGGUAGUUAGUUGUCUUGGCUAGCCACUCUUUCAGUUUUGGCUAUGUAUUGACUGAUAGAAGGACUUUACAGGAUAGUCGUAGCUCAAAAAUCAUCUCAAAAUUUAACCUAUGGUGGUGUUUCUUCUUCAUAUUUCUCUCCCUGUCUGCUUGAUUAAUGCAUGUGGGUAGCUGCUAGACAUUUCACCCCUCUAAUGGCAAUAAAUCCCCGACAAAACAUUUGUAAAUUGGUGGUUUAACCGGUCAAAUAAUUUGAAUGUCAAGGCUGGUGUUUUCAGCAGGGUGACAGUGUCACAUCAUGUGGAGAUGUCUUCAUUAGUGGCCUACGAGGAUUCAGAAUCCGAGGAUGAUUCUCUUAAUCAAACGGAGGAGGAGCGAGCACCGGCUUCUGUCCAAACUGGGUCUUGUGAACCAAACCAAGAGGUCCGGGUGUGUGAUUCCUUUGAGGUAACACCGAGCCCCCACAGCUUUACACCUGACCCUGAGAGGUCAGUGUUUCAACAUCAUGGAAGCAGGUCUUCACUGCACCCACAUUCACGGCCACAGAGCUGGUUUGACUGGGAAAGAAAAUAUUGCGGCGACGACACAGCACAAGAAAAACAUUUUAGAGAUACUGCAGCUCCUUUGAGUUUACGUGCGACUCAGAGGAAGAUCACACCACAGCAGACUCUUCCUCUCAUGGCGCAAAGCUCCGGCGAUGGGUUGAACGCAGCAAAAAGACAUGGGACUGUCCCGUCUCGUGUCAGACCGUACAUCCCCAAGAGACAGAGACUUGCCACUUCAGUGGAGACAGUGGACCCAAAGUGCCCAGCAGAGCAAGGCGCAGGUAAUCAGACCAAGGAAAGCCAAAUUCUAUCAGAAGUGUCGGUGAGAAUAAAGCCGUAUCUUCCUCACAAGCCCAGCACUGCGGGGAUACCAAGGAGGCUUCUGAUGAGCCUGGAAGGCCACCAAGGCCCAGUCAACACAGUGCAAUGGUGUCCUGUGCCUCAUCUCAGUCAUCUGCUGCUGUCUGCCUCCAUGGACAAGACUUUUAAGGUGUGGGAUGGAGCAGAGAGCGGGCGAUGCCUGAGGGCUUACACCUGCCAUUCGGGAGCCGUGCGUGACGCCUGCUGGACCCCUUGCGGGCGACACCUUCUCACUGGCUCAUUUGAUAACUCGGCUGUGAUCACAGACGUAGAGACAGGGCAGCAGGUGGUGAAAUUGAACAACCAGUUCAAGGUGAUGUGUGUGGUCCUGCAUCCCAGCAACCCAGAUGUAUUCCUGUGUGGAGGUUACAGUUCAGUGGUCAAGGCCUGGGACUCUCGCAGCUGCAAGGUGGUGAACAUGUACAAAGCAGGGAUCCAGCAGACUUUGGACAUCUUGUUUCUGAGAGGUGGUGUGGACUUUAUAACAAGCACUGACUGCGUAAGCAGAGACUCUGCCGACCGCACUCUGGUCGCCUGGGACUACCAGACCACAGCCAAGGUCUCCAACCAGAUCUACCAUGAGCGGUACACGUGCCCCAGCCUGGCUCUCCACCCACUGGAAGAGUCCUUUGUUGCCCAGACCAAUGGGAACUACAUGGCAGUGUUCUCCUCCCAGCAGCCCUAUAGGAUGAACAAGAGGCGGCGAUACGAAGGACACAAGGUGGAGGGAUACGCGGUGCAGUGCGAGUUUUCUCUAGAUGGAACUAUUCUGGCCUCGGGAAGCUCCACGGGCUCAGCUCACUUCUACGAUUGCCACAAUGCUCGUUUGCUGCACACCCUCCACGCCCACAGCCAGCCCUGCCUGUGUGUGUCUCAGCAUCCCGUCCUGCCUGCUACUGCAGCCACCUGCGACUGGGCUGGGGAGAUCAAGGUCUGGCACUAGGGACUGGGAAUGAACAAGCAAAUAUAGACUUCAAAUUUAUAAUAUGUAGCAGUUUGGCCAAGAGAGGACUAUAUUAAACUAAAAACUCAUGUUCACAUUCAUCUUCAAGACUUUAUCUCCCAUAAUCUCUUGGGAUAAGAUGAUAAGCACUUGGCAAUAAAUUCUGGAAGGCAGCUAAUCUACUGUCUAUUGACGGCUGUGAAAAACAGGGUUUUUUUACACUGUGUAUCUUGCGAUGCUUUUGUAUUGUUUUGAAAACCACCCACAUCUUCAUUCCUACUGAUAUGAACUGACACUGGCACGAGAACAGGGACUAUUGUAUAAACCUUACAGUAAGUAUGUUAUUCAUAUUUGGCCCUCUAACAUUGUUUUAACAUCUUGAAAUCAGCGAAUGAGAUCAAAGAAAGUUUCUUUACAGUUCAAAGAGUGAAAUAUUGUGAACUAUAACGAGUUUUAUCUAAAGUAGUAGGCUAUGAGAAGGCAGUCUAGCCCCACACACAACCUUAAUGCUUUUAUAGUCAGCUUUCCACUCCAAAAACAGCUAGGGACUUCAUCAUCAUGUUCUUGACAUUUUUGACAAAACAAAAAGAAAAUAAAUCUCUUUGGGCAUUUUCUAAUCAGUGGUGUUUUUUCAUUCCACAUUCUGAAUACACAUCACUUUCCCUGUAUGCCUUUUUUGUUCUCACUGGCUCUGAUAUGACAUUUCCUUUCACACUGACGGCUUAGAGCAUCACAGAGAGACAACCAGAGAACUAAAAAAAUACGCAGACAUCUGUCAAAACAUUGCCAGGUUCUUCCAAAAUCCUGCCAGUCAACAACAGAAUGGUGAAGUGCACGCCGAUGCUUGUGAUCUUUAUUCAGUAUGUAGUAUAAAAAAUCCCUAAAAUACGCUUCGCUGUUUGCCACUGAGGGAAAUUCUAAUGGUUAAUUCUUUUUUUUUUCCAGCCCAUGUGCUAAAUGACAAGAACUAUGGCUGUUUGCUGUAGUCUGUCGUUUUUACUUUCUUUUCUAUCUAUCACGCCAAUACAAAUUAGAGAGGAUGAAACAAUAUGGACUCAAAAGGGUGAAAAAGACCAAAGAAUAAAGUUUAAGUUGGCAGAAACCUGGGUGAGCGUUAGAGGGCCUUUUCAGGACUGACACAUCUUUAUAGAUGGUGUUGCCUCUCUGGUGUUCAACAGGUAAGCAACAGUUCAUUUUUACCACACAAGUCCUCUCAUUAACCAUUAUGGUGAUACUGUAGGUAUCUGUUCAGUGUUCAAACAGUGUCACAUUGAGUGUUUAAGACAGUUUAGAGGAAUCUUUGGGGAAAAUAAAUGCCAAAAUCAUUAAAGAUAUUUCUAGGAUCUGAAAACUCUCCUUGCACCUCUGAGUAUGGCAAUUUUAGAAAAAUCUCUCUGUCACUGGAUUUUAAAAGGAGCCUUUUAAAUCAAUACAACUCUUGAAACUUGUCCUAAAAGGAACAAAAACAGUUGAGCAAUGGCAAAAGACAGGCUCAAAACAAACAAACAAACAACAAAAUGUAAACAAAACUCUCAACUCCAGUGUUCCCCAGCUAACCUCUGCUCCAUGGCUAACACUAACCUUUGCACUCUUCGAAAUUUUGACAGGACGACAAAAAAGCAUGCCAGGAAUUUAGGACGAGAUAAAUAAAGCUUAAGCAAGGUCACAGAGCUGAAUAAUGAAUUCAGGAGUGGCUACAGUCAGUUGAGGAAGCUGUGACAUUCCUGGGACUUUAACAGUUUGAGGUUCUUGAAAUAAGUAAUGCAAAACAAGCGCGAUGUACUUCCCAACACCCAUCUUUAUUAAGUAAAUAAACAUACAGCAAAAAUAUAUAACCAUGCAUCAGACAGACAAACAUGUUGACAUUUAGACAGCUGGCCUGUUGUUCCUGAAACAGGGCUGGAGGUAGGACAGGACAGAACCGCUUCAGCCUCUUCAUUCAGGGUCAAAACAUUUGAUAAAUAUAACAUCAACUGAAACAGGAUAAAAAAUAGUCAUAGUGUAAUAACCAUUUUGUAUGUAGUAUCUAUAUCUCUUUUUACACAUUAUAUCCACAACAAAAAAUACCAUACAUUCUCUCAAUCCCUCUGUACAUGGGCUAAAUUUAAUUCCAAACACGUUCAACCCUUUAGAUACUUGUACAUUGUACCAAUAUUCUCAUUUGGUACAAUGUAUAAGUAUCUACGCUCUGCGUGGAGCGGUUUCACCUUCAUGAACACGACAAGGUCAAAAAGAGGAGAAGCAGUUUUGAAAUCUUAAAAAAAAAAACA
Morone saxatilis (striped sea-bass) is the source of this 4427-nucleotide messenger RNA. It is a transcript of the gene wdr25, whose product is annotated as WD repeat domain 25. NCBI's taxonomy places the organism in Eukaryota, Metazoa, Chordata, Actinopteri, Moronidae. Gene Ontology annotation, molecular function: protein binding. The transcript is spliced from 7 exons. The coding region runs from base 616 to 2157 and encodes 513 amino acids. The record is from RefSeq and is a predicted model, not a curated record.